UGUCGCUGUUACCCGAUCCUAUAUAUGUAUCUGAUGCAGCAGAGCCCCGUUCUUCAUGGAGAUCUUCAAACAUCCUCCUCCAGCGCGAAUAAACGGCUCUGGACUGAAAUAAACAGACAGUCUUUGAGAUUCUUAGUGGUGAUAAGAUUCAGCACAGACAACUCCUUCUCCAAACAAGUUAAAGAUGCCCUACCCCCCAUCACAGUGACUCCAAGAAAAGUCUACAACAUUCCCAUUCAAUUCCUCAAGAUGAACACUUCAGAGACCACCCCUCUUUCCCUCUGGGCCAUCCAUGUCAACUCCAGUCCUGUUUCGUACAUCCUCAAUGUUACCGAGACCUCAUCCCAUGCCAAGCCAAAAGCAUGCGAGCAGCUCAACAUCGCCACUGAGGUGUUCCUCAUCCUUGGCAUUGUCAGUCUACUGGAAAACAUCCUGGUCAUCUGCGCCAUAGUGAAAAACAAAAACCUACACUCGCCCAUGUAUUUCUUCGUCUGCAGCCUGGCCGUAGCCGACAUGCUGGUGAGUGUCUCCAACGCCUGGGAGACCAUAGUCAUCUACUUGCUCACUAACCGCCAGUUGGUGGUGGAGGACCAUUUCAUCAGACAGAUGGACAACGUUUUUGACUCUAUGAUCUGCAUCUCUGUGGUAGCGUCCAUGUGUAGUCUUCUAGCUAUUGCUGUUGAUCGCUACGUCACGAUUUUCUAUGCUCUACGAUACCACAACAUCAUGACGGUUCGCCGGGCCGCGCUCAUCAUUGGGGGGAUUUGGACCUUCUGCACCGGCUGUGGAAUAGUCUUCAUAAUCUAUUCUGACAACACGUCCGUCAUCGUGUGCUUGGUCUCCAUGUUCUUCAUCAUGCUAGCACUCAUGGCCUCUCUUUACAGCCACAUGUUCAUGCUGGCGCGUUCUCAUGUCAAACGCAUUGCCGCCCUGCCGGGCUACAACUCCAUCCACCAGAGAGCCAGCAUGAAGGCGGCCGUCACACUGACCAUUCUUCUCGGGAUCUUCAUCGUCUGCUGGGCUCCAUUCUUUCUCCACCUCAUCCUUAUGAUCUCCUGCCCCAGAAACCUCUACUGCAUGUGCUUCAUGUCUCAUUUCAACAUGUACCUCAUCCUUAUCAUGUGCAACUCUGUCAUCGACCCACUUAUUUACGCUUUCAGGAGUCAGGAAAUGCGGAAAACGCUUAAGGAAAUCAUCUGCUGCUAUAGUCUGAGGAACAUUUUUGGAAUGUCAAGGUAGCGUCAAACCUAAAAAAAGAUAGGUGGAUUGUCAUUUCACAAGAAGAAAUCUUUCGAUUCAUAAAGUCUGAGAGCAGAAUGUGCCAACCCCUGUUGAUCUAGAUGAAAAAUAAGAUUUUGUUAUGAUGUAUACCAUCUACUUACUCCUCAUCCUCUAUAAUGCAAACACUCAGAAAUUGAAACUUGAAAAAAGCUGGAGUAUUAAUAAUUAACUCUUCAGGGCACAAUGAUGCAAAAUAGAAUAUCUAAUGAGACCAUUUUUGAUAUUAUAAAUAUAUGUAGAUGUUGUAAUAUUGUUGGAGAAUUAAGGAGGCCUUAGUUCUAUGGAACAAUAUAAUCCUCGUUGAACAAUGUGAUUUUAUAACACAGUCUCUAGGGACACGGAGGAGCUCUUGAUCAAAGCCUAUGGGAAAAAAAGUGCAAUCAUUUGUCAAAUUAACAAUGCAAAACAAAGCCUGUCUAGACAUUAAUGUUGUAUAGGUAAAAAUUAAAAUGUAAUAUAGCAUGCAGUUUACAUUGUUGCAUGUGCUCUGUGGUUGGCAGUGAAGGUGAGAAAGAACGAGCAACACUAUUGAUUUCUAAGAUGAAAUUCAAUGACAAAACUGCUGCAGCAGACUACAAUUUUUAAAAACAUGGCACAACUAUACACACAUUAAUACAUAACAUAAAGUAUAUAAAAUAAAAGAAUGGAACCAGACUGACUGUGACAAAAAUAGAUUCACAGUCCUUGAAACCUUAAGUGGAUAUUUUAUGAACAACAUGACAAAGAGGAUGACAACAUUUCUGGUAUCAUGUCACUAACACAUUUUUUGUUAGUCUUUAAAGGCAUCAGGAGUUUUCUAAUAUAGUUGUAAUUGAAUAGAAAUUCUUCACAUAUGCCUCUAUC
Messenger RNA from Rhinichthys klamathensis goyatoka, 2124 nucleotides. RefSeq names its product melanocortin 5a receptor (gene mc5ra). Gene Ontology annotation, biological process: G protein-coupled receptor signaling pathway. Gene Ontology annotation, cellular component: membrane. The record is from RefSeq and is a predicted model, not a curated record. NCBI's taxonomy places the organism in Eukaryota, Metazoa, Chordata, Actinopteri, Cypriniformes, Leuciscidae. The coding region runs from base 25 to 1239 and encodes 404 amino acids. The transcript has 2 exons. Gene Ontology annotation, molecular function: melanocortin receptor activity.